AUGUCGGUGGUGGUGGUAGUUGGGAAAUUCUAUGUCAACACACGGAAUUUUCGGCCAACCACCGGCUAUGAACUGCUGAAAUUUGGUUGGAAUUAUGUUGAGUUCUUGCUUACAAUGGCUGAGAAAAGGAAACGUUCCCCCUCACCCUCAACGGGUCGUUGUUCGCCUACGCGACGCAAAUCUUGCGAAUCUACCACACACUCCGACAGUGAAAGAAGUCGCUCGCCGGCGGCAUCUCCACACAAGGAUUCGGAUAUAUCGGUGUGUUCACCGGCCACACCCAGAGAACGCCAGCCUCGAUCACGAUCUCGAUCCCCCUCGCCACCACCACGCACAUCAACACCUACCCCAGCGAUGGCACGUAGCGAGAAGAAACGUGACGAUCGGGAACCUGCAAAAACCACGAGUACCACAACCGUACCCACAAACAGCGCCACAUUGGGUCAACAGGAUCAUUUGCGGAUACCAACAGGAGCGACCGGUUUCAGUGGAUUUCCCUCAUUGCACAGUAUGAGCAGUUUGAUGGUACCCUCAGCGGCAGCUGCUGCAGUGGCGGCGGCUCCAUUUCUACCCUGGUCGCCAAUGUUGUUGCCACCAUGGGGUCAUGCCCUGCUGCCAGCGGCUUUUUAUCCGGCGGCUUUGCGUAAUGCUCUACCUGGCCUCUUUGAUGCCAAGGUACCCUCAUCGCAAAGAUCUUCCGGUUUUCAUAUAUCGGAUAUAUUGAAUUUGGAACAAUCUGCUGAGUUGAAAAAUGGUCUAGUCCAUCCACAUCAUGCUGCCGCUGCUGCUCAUGCCACGGAUAUUUCUGCCCCGCCCUCUACCGAUGCCAAUAGCAAUCAUUUGACAUCGAUCAGUACAACUCUGCCACCGACAACGUCAAAUGAAUCACUUGGCGAUCAUCAUAAUGCUCACAUUGCCUCGGCUCAAACGCACAAUCCAUUGGUGCAACAUCAGCAACAACAACAUGGUACAGAUGCUGCAACAUCAGCCGCAGCAGCAGCGGCAGUUAGUCAAGCCCAGGCGGCCGCUCAUCUAUUGGCUAGUCAUCAUAAUGCUGCUGCCGCUGUGGCCGCAGCUGGUCAAUAUUUACCCAAAGGUUUUCCGAAUGGUUUCAACGAUGAAAUGUCAUCGUAUCAUCAUAUGGCCCACACGAUGUUGACGCAUACGGGCAGGGCCGCUUGGAUGAAGGAGAAUGAAUUAUAUGGUGUUCAACAACCCGCCAGUCCGGACAGUACAUCACCCGUUAAUUCCGAAGUCUCCUAUACCUAUAUUGGUUCAAAUUGUCAAACAUCACCCGCGUUGUCGGGUGAUUAUAAAACCUACAGUCGUUCAGCGGAUAGUGAUGCCUUAUCUGUGGGUGGUGGUGACAGCUCCAAUCUGCAUCAUCUACAUCAUGCAGCCAAUGGUGGUCAUGCAAUGAAAAACUCCAAUGACAACAGUGCCGGUGGUAAUUCAUCCAACCCACACGAUGACAGCCUCAUUGAAGAUGGCAUUGAAGAGGAAAUUGACGAUGAAAAUGAUCAAGAUGGUAGCAAUACCGGUUCGGGGGGUGAUGGUAUGCCUGGCAAAAAGCGUAAACGUCGUGUCCUUUUCACCAAGGCUCAAACUUUCGAACUGGAAAGACGUUUCCGCCAACAGCGUUACCUAUCCGCACCCGAACGUGAACAUUUGGCCAGCCUCAUUCGUCUGACACCGACACAGGUGAAAAUUUGGUUCCAAAAUCACCGCUACAAGACCAAACGGGCCCAAAGUGAAAAGGGAGUCUACGAUCAACAUCCCGCCCUACAUGGCCAUCCCCAUCAUCCCUCAGCUUUGCCUUCGCCACGUCGUGUUGCCGUACCCGUUUUGGUGCGUAACGGCAAGCCAUGCCUAAGUGACGGAACUAAAUUGCCACAGGAUUGUGUUACGGCCCAAAUGCAAAAUGCCGCCGCAGCUCAUCAUCUAGUCUUGGCCAAUGGUGCUGCCUAUCAGCAUGCAGCAGCGGCAGCCGCAGCUGGUAUGCAUGCUGCCCAUGCCCAUCAAAGGGCCUGGUGGCAUUAG
Musca vetustissima is the source of this 2040-nucleotide messenger RNA. RefSeq names its product homeobox protein vnd (gene vnd). The coding region runs from base 1 to 2040 and encodes 679 amino acids. Lineage: Eukaryota; Metazoa; Arthropoda; Insecta; Diptera; Muscidae. The record is from RefSeq and is a predicted model, not a curated record. Gene Ontology annotation, biological process: regulation of transcription by RNA polymerase II; cell differentiation. Gene Ontology annotation, molecular function: DNA-binding transcription factor activity, RNA polymerase II-specific; RNA polymerase II cis-regulatory region sequence-specific DNA binding. The transcript is spliced from 4 exons. Gene Ontology annotation, cellular component: nucleus.